UGUUGUUGUCCUUUCUUGUUACAGUAGCUUGGUAGAUAACAGAUGAUUGGAGGCAGUUUCCGUCAAGGGGGCACGCGUUCUUUUGUCUGCAGUUGCAUGUUUUGUUAUUGGCGGUGGCGAGGGAGGUAGGGGCGUCUUCGGUUGUUAUUGAUGAGGCGAUUAUGAGUUUGUUGUGGCUGUCAAUUAUCUGCUUGGUGUUGCUCAUGCAGCUAUAACUGAUUUUGAUUGUGUUCCGGUUGAAGAUUUUUCUGAGUUUGUGGUCUUUAGGGAAGUGCUUGUCUAUGAGUGAGAGGAAUCUGUGGCCGAUGUUGGUGCUUGUGUUCUUGCUAAAAGGGGGGUUGUACCAGAUGAUGUUGUUGAGCUGGCGGUUCUUGCGUUUGCUUGUGGUGUUUGGUUCGUAGUGCAGCGUGUAGUUAUAUCCACUUUCGUCGAGUGCUUUCUGGUAAAAAAAAGUGCUCGGUCUUUUCGAUGAGGCGUUGAAGGUAGUCCAUUAUGGGUAGCCGUAGAGUGCUCGACAAGCUGAAACUAUGGUAAUGCGUGAGUGCGUGGGUAGCCGUAGAGUGCUCGACAAGCUGAAGCUAUGAUAAUGCAAAGAAAACAAAAACAUCGCGACAAAACUAGGAAUCGACGAUAGAAUGGACACCACCGCCAACAAACAAGCAUUUAUAACACUCAAAGACCACAAACCGAACUUCGCUAAUAAACCGACCUGCAGACUCAUCAACCCUACCAAGUCCGAAAUAGGCAAGAUCAGGAAAAGUAUCCUCUACCGCAUCAACACCACCAUCGCAACAAAACGUAACUUUCACCAAUGGAAAAGCACUAAAGCCGUAAUUUACUGGUUCACAUCAACAAAAAACAAGACAGCAUCCAACUUUAUAUGUUUCGACAUAGUGGAAUCCAACAGCCAAGAACUCCUAAACAAAGCCCUCGACUUCGCCGCUGACUACGACUGCAUCACCGCUGAAGAAAAAAACAUCAUAACCCACGCCAAGAGAUCUAUCCUAGUCCACAACUAAACACCCUGGCCAUAAAAAAGGCAACCCGACAUUCGACGUGACAAUGGGAAGCUAUACGACGGCGCCGAAACAUGCGAACUUGUAGGCAACUUCCUCCUCUCCCAACUCCAAGACUUUGAAAUUGAAUCGGAUUGGGUCGGUAUUCAUAAGGUAGUGCACCAACAGUAAGUAGAGUUCCGCAGCCGAUACUCUAGUAAAGUAUUGAUAGUAAGCUUUGACUGGCAAAAUACCUCUUUUUAUCUCAGUCUUUAAAAUGGAUAUAUUUAUUUAUUUUUUUGUAUUUUGUUCUUAUAGAUAAGAUAGUCUAAGUGCCAAAAAUGGCGUCCUUGCUCUUUAGAUAGAGUAAUAGUAGUUUACAGUAGAGGGCAUUUCUAAGUAUUCCUUUUACAUGUUUACAACACCUUGAAUUUUUAAGACUUGUCACGAUAGUUCAAUUAAUGAAAGAUCACUAAACAAAUAGGGUAAAUGGAUUCUCAAGUAACGUUCAAUUAAUAUUGAUCUUAGAACACAAAUUUAGCCCAUUUUUAUGCAAAGAAACAUUUUCUAUUCCCAUUUCGAAAAAGCGAUUGUUAUUUUUGUUUGUAUAGUGGUAGAAAUGUAAUUGUACAUUCGAGUAAGUACAUACUUAUUAACAUUCUAAAAAGUAAUCCAUGUGUCAUAGGCUACAAGGUGCUUGGCUGGAUGGGGACUUCUAUUGGUUUUAAGUAUACAGUUAAGGGACCGUUUAAUUAGAGUAAGGCUUUAAUUAUCAUGUACACCACAUAUUCCUCUGACAUCGGGAUUUGCAUUGUGUCAUUCCUACAAGAAUACUACAAGGAUUUUCUUUUCUGCAUUAAGUGUGUAAUCACAUGAAGCUGUACUCAAGUAGCGAUAAAAACUUUUCUUCCCAAACAUUUUAAUCAUUGGGGCUGUAUACAUUUUUCCAAAAAUGCGAGGCAUUAAUAUAAAAACGCAAGGAUAAUUUUUUUGAUUUUUUGUUUCCAUGCAGGUGUUUAUACUUAUAAGACGAAAGAGUCAAUCCAUGUACUGUAUUGUCAUGCUAAUUUCUCACUAGGGGGAUAAGAUAGCAUACCUCGACCCAAUCACCGAUCAAUAGCAAAUGUGAAUAUGCUCAAUUUAUUCGUAAAUGGCCUCCUUAGAGUACCAUAACGGUCAUAAAUGUAAUAGAAGGAGUUAGGAAAGGAUUUUUAAAAAAGAGCCAAUUGUUUUAAGUAGGGUUGGUUAAAGAAAAGAACUCUGGGUAAAGCAGCUCCGCGGUCAGUGGAAUCCCUCACAGGGCCAGAAAAAAAGCAAGUUUCGCAUUGGGACGGUAGCCAUGAUUGUGUCAUUGAUAUUGGUUCUCCCAAUGGUUCUACAAGCCUCAGCCGUGGGGAAACCCGCGCGUACAAACGGCGAGCUACAGUGUCCAAAAUCAAAGACAGUUACGUUACAUUGGCUACCUUACGGACGCGAUAUCUAUAUGAACAAAACAAGUGGGAAUGCUACAGGAAAGCUGGCAGAGUUUCUUGAAUACGCGCUUAAAUUCUGCUGUCCAACAUUGAAAUUCAAUUACUCUCCAAUGAAAGUCGAAUCUUCUAAAGAUAUUGAGUUGAGUAUAAGAAAUGACAAAAGCGUCGAACUGUCCCUCUACUUUCCUGUCUUUGCCAAUAAGUACCAAAAAGAGAAAUAUCAAAGGCCGUUUAUAGGAAUCUUCGACUCUCCCGGGCCUAUAAUAUUCGUCAAUGAGAAAAGCCCCAAAAAUGGAGCGGUUUUCACCGCUAUGACCAAAUCCUGGCAGAUCCCGGCGUUGUGUGUUCUACUUGCUGCUAUUUCAGGAGUCAUUCUAUGGUUUCUGGACCACAAAAACAACAAGAAAGAAUUUCCGCAAGAAUUCCAUCGGGGUUCCUGUGUAGGACUAUGGUGGGCGUUCGUUACCAUGACAACCGUAGGGUAUGGAGACAUAGCGCCAAAAUCCUUCCAAGGACGGCUUUUCGCGGUCUUGUGGAUGAUCAUCGGUACAAUCGCACUCACACUCUUCAACGCCCAACUCACUGCCCUUAUUACAAGCAACGAAAUCCCCACCGAGCUCGUGCUUAUCGGGAGAACAAUCAUUAUUCCAAGAGGAGGGAAACCGUUCAUGGAACAAGAGCUCAAUCUAGGUGCAGAAUAUCAAGAAGAGGAUUUCGAGACGAUUUUCCAAAAGGUUCGCGACAAGACCGAGGAGAUUCUGCUGAUGUACAACUACGACGAUAUCAAACUUGCGCAAAAUUUCGCUAAAGCAAAUGGGCUCAAGACAAAUAUUAAAGUCAUCAGGACGCUGGACCAUCGAUUUACCAUUGGCGUCACUGCCUCGGGCAAUGUGUCCCAAUCUGAUUCCUUCCUCAGGUGCAUUGAGAGGGAAGUCGUGGACAAGAUCGUCACGAGAAAGGCGCAGAUAUAUAAGCAACUGUCCGCACCCCUCAAUAAACCGAAGCCGACAGUAGCACAGAACAAUGAGCCGCGCUAUGAGUUCGAGACGAUGGCCACAUUCGUGGCGUGUAGCGUCCUCGUCUUGCUAGUUGCACUUGGGCUUGUGUUGGAGUUUUGUGGGAAGAGGGAGACAGCUCACGGAAUGCGAGGCGAGCCUCUGACAAAAACGGAAGAAAAUUGGUACAAGGAGAGAUCAUGGUUAUCUUCGAGAGACGUCUAGAGAAAACUGACAAUAGAGAAUCAUACGCUACAAGGGAAAGGCUUAGUAUGUAGGUAGUUUAGGCACCCUAAAAUUGUUAAAUAUUUUCAGUUUAGUUCUAGAUGCACAUCAUUGAAGGGUACGGUGCGUAAACAUAAGAAUAUCGUGAAAUAAAUCAGUAAAAAUACAAAACUUGAAAAAACAAAUUCAAGCUUUAUAGGCCAUACUUAUGGCUGCAACUCAGAGAUUUAUAUAACUUAUUAUCAAGCAAAAACCUUAGAGAACCUCUAACCUCUUUUCUAAUGGCGGACUGUUUAGUAAACCGACUCACAUAAAUCCAUAACGUAUGUCAAUGAGCUGAGUGAAGAUUUAAGUAUUUUGGGGAGUUCUUUGAACUAUAUGAUAAUCGUCUAAGGAGUACAAAGUACAGGGAGACUCGCGCACGUGAUCAAGUGUUUUGGAGUGGCAAAUUAGUGCUCCCCAAAGUUUAGUGGCAAAUUAACUUUUUAGCUCAUUGCCCGAGAAAGGGUAUAACUUUCCACUAGUAAAUAUUUAGUAGCGCGUUUUGUGACAUACAGUUAUGGUAAGGUCGAGUAUUAUCAAUAUUCACGUCACUAACUAAACUAACGCUGUAUCCAUCAAGUAAAAGAUUGUAUAAGAUUGUUAUUGUUAAUGGUAGGGAACGUUUCAGUAGAAUGUUUUAAUUUAUCGAUCAAUAUUUGGCAACAAAUAUAUUGAAUUCUUACUGUAUAAUGGUACUGUAUGCUGAAAAUUUAUUGCUACCUUUUCUUGAAGGCUUCAUAUAUAAUCUAGCAUGAUUGCCACAUUUUAAAAAACAUACCUUCUACGCUAUGUUCAACUAGAAGGUCUUUACGCCUGAGUGUCUCAGCUGUAAGGACACUAGACCAGGUAGAUAAGCCUCUAACUCAUCAACGCCAUUACUCGUCACGUGACUGCACAUACUCAGGUCCAGGUGGGUCAGGCGGCUGCUGUGCUUGGCAAGAUGGAAGACACUGAGAUCUGAGACACCGUCACACUUGGAGGCAUCCAAGGUUUGCAGUUGGGACAGGCCUUGGGCUAUUGCUAUCACUCCAGUAUCUGUCACUAGACUACAGCCAUUAAAUGAUAACUCCCUUAAGGAGCGAAGGUGUCUAGAGACAUUCACCAGAGUGGCAUCUGUUACCUGUAAACAAUAAAAGAUGAUUUUAGCAAGCUAAA
Messenger RNA from Nematostella vectensis (starlet sea anemone), 4884 nucleotides. RefSeq lists its product as uncharacterized. NCBI's taxonomy places the organism in Eukaryota, Metazoa, Cnidaria, Anthozoa, Actiniaria, Edwardsiidae. Gene Ontology annotation, biological process: potassium ion transmembrane transport. Gene Ontology annotation, molecular function: delayed rectifier potassium channel activity; ligand-gated monoatomic ion channel activity. The record is from RefSeq and is a predicted model, not a curated record. The transcript is spliced from 8 exons. Gene Ontology annotation, cellular component: voltage-gated potassium channel complex; membrane. The coding region runs from base 2335 to 3687 and encodes 450 amino acids.